GCUGAUGUUAUGGUUGAGUAAGAUUGCAUUCACAGAAUACCACUUUGUAGCAAAACAUUAAAAGAAAUUAAUCAUUUAACUUUUUCAUUUUCUUUUGUGUGGGGGGUGGCAGGGGUGGGGGUGCUGUGGCUUUGUCUUGGGGUCACCCCCAUCAUUCACUAUCUGGAGUCGAUACCACCAGAACAGGCUUUUGUAGUUCAUCAGUUCCUUUCAAAAAACCAAUGGUGGGCCCUCCAAACACACACACACACACAACACAUAUUAUAAUUUUUAUGGUAGCUAGCUUUGUGCAUUGGUUUGGUAAUUGGUAGUAUAUAUAGGUGGGUAGGAGGGGACUUUUGAGUUCCUGCAGAAAAAGGCUUCUUUAAUCUUGCAUUGAAAAUAAAACACACACAACAAUACACCAUAUUGAAUAUACAUAUAUUAUAUGCAAAAUAAUUGAAUGGGGCGACAACCGUGUUGCGACAAGCUCGGGGUGAAGAAGGGGCCGUGGACGGCGGAGGAAGACAAGAAGCUCAUCAACUUUAUCCUCACCAACGGCCAAUGCUGCUGGCGGGCCGUCCCCAAACUGGCGGGCCUCCGCCGCUGUGGGAAGAGCUGCCGUCUCCGCUGGACCAACUACCUCCGCCCCGACUUGAAGCGGGGCCUCCUCAACGACGCCGAGGAGCAGUUGGUCAUUGAUCUUCAUGCACGCCUUGGUAACAGGUGGUCUAAAAUCGCGGCAAGAUUGCCGGGAAGGACAGACAACGAGAUCAAGAAUCAUUGGAACACACACAUUAAAAAGAAGCUUCUGAAAAUGGGGAUCGACCCAGUCACGCACGAGCCCCUCAACAAAGAUCAAACGGAAGAGAAGCAGCAGACGCCGCCGCCGCCGGACGUCCCUUUCGCCGGCGAAGAGACCUCGUGCUCCCCGACCGACCAAAACAGCUCCUCCGACGAGUCCAACAGCAACAUGUACGAAAACGACCCGUUGAUCAGCUGCCUAUUCCGGGACGAUCCGCCGCAGAUGGACUUCCCGUGGGAGUUUCCGUCGGCGCAGGAGGGCGUCGCCGCCUCAGCGUGGGACCACAGCUGCCAGUGGCUGCUCGACUGCCAGGACUUCGGGGUCCACGACUUCGGCUUCGAGUGCUUCAACGACGUUGGGGUCGUGGGCAACAAUCUGGAGUUGGGAUUGAUAGAGACGGGGAAUAAUAAUCAAUAAAAAUUACUCCAAUUAAUUUCAUAUAUAUAAUACCUAGAAAGGCAAAAGGAAAAUGGAAGUGGGAAUAUAUCACGAUCUGAGCGGCCGUGGCAUGUUACUAAGUAACAUGUUAUGUGUGUGUGUCUCGAAUUGAUCGUAACUAGAAAUAUACAGUUGAGUUUUGGUGUAUGGUGAUGGGAUAUGAAAGUGAAAGUGAGACCUUUCUUGUGAAUAGGUUUCCCACCAACCAAGAAUUUGAGGGAAUUAUCAAAUUCAAAUGUUUUUUUUAAUGGUGUUUGGAGAAGUAGUUAGACUUUUGUGUCACCAAGGACAUAACGUACUUGUAAAUAUGAAGCCUUUUAUAUGAAUUAUAUAUGUACGGAUCGACCGUUUUAAUAAUAAGAAAGGCCCUUUUUUACUGUAA
Salvia miltiorrhiza (redroot sage) is the source of this 1604-nucleotide messenger RNA. Its product is annotated as MYB-like transcription factor ODO1. Lineage: Eukaryota; Viridiplantae; Streptophyta; Magnoliopsida; Lamiales; Lamiaceae. The record is from RefSeq and is a predicted model, not a curated record. The transcript is spliced from 2 exons. Bases 443 to 1201 code for a protein of 252 amino acids.